Messenger RNA from Physcomitrium patens, 3803 nucleotides. Its product is annotated as DNA damage-binding protein 1a. The record is from RefSeq and is a predicted model, not a curated record. Gene Ontology annotation, cellular component: nucleus. NCBI's taxonomy places the organism in Eukaryota, Viridiplantae, Streptophyta, Bryopsida, Funariales, Funariaceae. Gene Ontology annotation, molecular function: protein binding; nucleic acid binding.
GGGUUAGACGCUCCUUUUUUUCCGAGAGGUUGUGUUUCCUGCUGUGAAGCUCAGUUGCUCACGAACUUAUGUGCAUCGAUGGCAUGCAGUCGCAGGUUUGCUUUGAUGUUUCUAAGGUGAGGUGAGUAACGUGACGAGUUGAAGCAGGCAGAGGGAAAGCUUCAGGCUCAGAUUUCGGGGAAUUUUGUGCAAGGGCUAGAAAGGACGGGUGGUGAAGGAUCUUUGGCAAGAGGCAGCUAUGAGUGGCUGGAAUUAUGUAGUUACGGCGCACAAGCCCACCAAUGUGACGCAUUCGUGCGUCGGUUACUUCACUAAUCCGCAGGAGCUCAAUCUUAUCAUCGCAAAAUGCACUCGAAUUGAGAUUCACCUGUUGACGGCGUCAGGGCUCCAACCCAUGCUCGACGUCCCCAUCUAUGGUCGAAUUGCCACCCUGGAACUUUUUCGGCCUCCUGGGGAAUCACAGGACGUACUGUUUAUAUCGUUCGAGAGAUAUAAAUUUUGUGUACUUCAAUGGGAUGCAGAAACCGGCUUACUCGUUACACGAGCGAUGGGAGAUGUUUCUGAUCGAAUUGGUCGACCUACAGAUAAUGGACAGAUUGGCAUCGUUGACCCUGACUGCCGCCUAAUUGGUCUGCAUCUUUAUGAUGGGCUGUUCAAGGUGAUUCCUAUUGACAACAAAGGUCAACUGAAAGAAGCCUUCAAUAUCAGGUUGGAAGAGCUGCAAGUUUUGGACAUCAAGUUUCUUUAUGGCUGUGCUAAACCUACUAUUGCAGUUCUCUAUCAGGACAACAAAGACGCCAGACAUGUCAAGACGUACGAGGUGCAACUGAAAGAAAAAGAUUUUGGAGAGGGUCCGUGGUUGCAAAAUAACCUGGACAAUGGCGCAGGCUUGUUGAUUCCUGUUCCACUUCCGUUGGGCGGUGCCAUAAUUAUUGGGGAACAGACUAUUGUUUACUAUAAUGGUUCUGUUUUUAAAGCCAUUCCUAUUCGACCGUCAAUUACAAAGGCUUAUGGAAGAGUGGAUAGUGAUGGGUCGCGAUAUUUGCUGAGCGAUCAUAAUGGCAUGUUAUACUUACUUGUUAUUUCGCAUGAUAAGGAAAGGGUAUCAGCCUUAAAUGUGGAGCCUCUUGGGGAGACAUCAGCAGCUUCUACUUUGUCCUACCUGGACAAUGGUGUAGUUUUUGUUGGUUCCAGCUAUGGUGAUUCACAGCUCAUCAGAUUAAACCACCAGGCAGAUGCCAAGAAUUCCUAUGUCGAGGUUUUGGAGAGCUAUGUGAAUUUGGGUCCUAUUGUAGAUCUUUGUGUUGUGGAUCUUGAAAGGCAAGGUCAAGGUCAAGUGGUAACCUGUUCAGGUGCUUUUAAAGAUGGCUCUUUGCGUAUCGUGCGAAACGGUAUUGGCAUCAAUGAGCAGGCUUCUGCAGAGCUUCAAGGCAUAAAGGGCAUGUGGUCUCUUCGGGCAUCAUCUAGUGAUGUCUAUGAUACAUUCCUUGUUGUGAGCUUCAUAAGUGAGACACGUAUUUUGGCAAUGAACACGGAUGAUGAACUUGAGGAGACAGAGAUCGAUGGCUUUGACUCUGAAGCUCAGACCCUUUUUUGUUAUAAUGCGGUCCACGACCAACUUGUACAGGUCACAGCAGGCUCGUUGCGUCUUGUUGAUGCAAAGACUAGAAGACAACUAACAGAGUGGAAAGCCCCGGCACCAAUGACUAUCAACGUUGCUACGGCGAACGCGUCUCAGGUCUUGCUUGCAACAGGAGGUGGAAAUCUUGUAUAUAUUGAAAUAGGGCAAGGUACACUGGUGGAGGUGGCACAUGUACAGUUGGAGUAUGAAAUCUCGUGUUUAGAUAUCAAUCCUGUGGGGGAUAAUCCUGAGCGCAGCAACCUUGUAGCAGUCGGCAUGUGGACAGACAUCAGUAUUCGAAUUUUCGCCUUACCAUCACUUACCUUGAUAACCAAAGAAAUGUUGGGUGGAGAAAUCAUACCCCGUUCUGUCCUCUUCUGCUCUUUUGAUGGGAUUGCGUACUUGUUGUGUGCUUUGGGGGAUGGACACCUGUUCAACUUCACGCUGAACCCUGCUACGGGAGAAUUAUCUGAUAGAAAGAAGAUAUCUCUUGGCACACAACCCAUAGCAUUACGGACUUUUCGAUCCAAAAAUACCACGCAUGUGUUUGCAGCCUCAGAUCGUCCGACUGUGAUAUACAGCAGCAAUAAAAAACUUUUGUAUAGCAAUGUCAAUUUGAAGGAAGUCAAUCACAUGUGCCCCUUUAACUCGGCAUCGUUUCCAGACAGCCUUGCGAUCGGGAAGGAAGGAGAGCUCACUAUCGGCACUAUUGAUGAAAUUCAGAAGCUACACAUUCGCACUGUUCCUCUUGGUGAACACCCUCGCCGUAUCGCCCAUCAAGAACAAUCUCGUACGUUUGCCAUAUGUUCGGCCAAGUAUGCACCAGGGUCCAACGGUGAAGACAUGGAAACGCAUUAUGUCCGGUUAAUUGAAGACCAGACGUUUGAGAUAAUAUCGGGGUUCCCUCUCGACCCGUAUGAAAACGGAUGCUCCAUUAUUACAUGUUCCUUCACUGACGACUCCAAUGUAUACUAUUGUGUGGGCACAGCCUAUGCUCUUCCUGAGGAAAGUGAACCUAGCAAGGGUCGAAUUCUUGUUUUCUCGGUGGAGGAUGGCAAGAUCCAGCUGGUAGCAGAGAAGGAAGUGAAGGGUGCUGUUUACAAUUUGAAUGCUUUCAAUGGGAAAUUGCUAGCAGGCAUCAACCAGAAGAUUGCUUUAUACAAGUGGACACUAAGAGAUGAUGGAACAAGGGAGUUGCAGUACGAGUCCUCUCACCAUGGACAUAUCUUGGCUCUGUAUGUUCAAUCACGUGGAGAUUUUAUUGUUGUGGGAGAUUUGAUGAAAUCAAUUUCGCUUCUUAUUUACAAGCCUGAAGAGGGUGCAAUCGAGGAGAGAGCUCGAGACUACAAUGCUAAUUGGAUGACAGCCGUUGAGAUUUUGGAUGACGACACAUACCUGGGAGCAGAAAAUAGUUUCAAUCUUUUCACAGUAAGGAAAAACAAUGAUGCAGCUACAGAUGAAGAAAGAGGUCGAUUGGAAGUUGUCGGUGAGUACCAUCUUGGCGAGUUUGUUAACAGAUUUCGCCAUGGGUCGCUUGUAAUGCGACUUCCUGACAGCGAAGCUAGCCAAAUCCCAACUGUCAUCUUUGGAACCGUGAAUGGAGUUAUAGGAGUCAUUGCUUCCCUACCACAAGACCAGUUCUUAUUCCUGCAGAAGCUACAACAGGCUUUGGUGAAGGUGAUUAAAGGUGUUGGUGGUUUAAGCCAUGAGCAAUGGCGAUCUUUCAGCAAUGAGCGGAAAACUGUGGACGCUCGGAACUUCUUAGAUGGUGACUUAAUAGAGUCUUUCUUGGACCUGAGUAGAAACAAGAUGGAAGAAAUUGCCACUUCGCUCGAGGUUUCUGUUGAAGAACUUCACAAAGCAGUAGAGGAGCUCACUAGGUUACAUUAAAUUACGUAGUCCUACCAUCCGACUCCAGGCCUAUCUGUAAGCGAAGGUCGACGCAGAAAUUUGUUGUCAUGACGUUACUGUGGAGUCAUUCCUGUUAUGCAGUCAAUCUUUAGUUCUCCAUGGGUGCUGUUCCCGUAUGUGUAGUAUGUAAUGAAAACUGUGAAGAUUCAAAUCCUUACCAAAUGCUACAGGUACCAAAAGUGGGUUGAAGUAGGUGAUUUAAUACCAUGCUUGUCUGUCUUAACAUAUUUUAAACCAUGACAGACAAUACAUCCCAGUAUUAUUAUUUCUA